AUGAGAACUGAGUCCAUCUUGGGGCUAAUUUUGCUUGCUAAGUUGGUAUCCGUCCUUACACAAUUGUUUGCAAUAGUCCCUAUGGCUGCGCACGCGGCACGACUCGCCAUCUGCUCUCGGAGAUCCUCUUCGCUUCGUAACACUGGACGUACCGACACUACUAUAUAUCUUGUUCUUAUCAUAGAUUUCAAGCCUCAAUCAAUAUUAAGUGGGUUUAAAUUUCACACUCAAAAGCAAUUAGUAACCGUGAGAUCUGAACUUUCCAAUAUAAUUUAUAAAAGACAUCGGAACUUUAAGGAUGCAAAUGAAAUAAUUUCGCGUUUUGAGGACAUGAUAUAG
Messenger RNA from Spodoptera littoralis (African cotton leafworm), 339 nucleotides. NCBI's taxonomy places the organism in Eukaryota, Metazoa, Arthropoda, Insecta, Lepidoptera, Noctuidae. The record is from the annotation of a GenBank genome assembly.